AGUAUGCCGUCACCCUGGGGGUACAGGUGUACCAAUGGCAGGUGUGUGAAACAUCUCAACACAGGUGUGACAGGUUUGGUCACUCUUAACCAGUGUAAAUUGACGUGUGGACCAUUUGGAGUGCUGUGGCCGCGGCCCCAGACCGCUAGUAUUGGCACUGAAGUGGUCCAGUUCCUGCCCAGGAAUGUGGCCCUCGUCUCCAAGGUGCCGGAACAAGUGGAGACUCUGAUAAAAGAGGCCUUUGACCUCUUUAAGGACAAUUUAGAGAAAUACCAUCCGUAUUACGUGGCGGGGGUCGGUGCCCCCUGGAGUGUGCCCUGGGAGCCAUCUAGUGCCACACAUACCCUCCAGGUGGUCAUCAAGGUCCGGGGACUAGAGUCCUAUCUGACCUUGCAGACGGAUGAGUCGUACCAGCUGCAGUUGGUCACUGUAGGGCAGGUGACCACGGCCACCAUCAGUGCCCAAAACUUCUUCGGGGCCCGCCAUGGUCUGGAGACCAUUCUUCAGCUGGUGGACUACCAUGAGAUCUGUGAUACCCUGAUGGUAGUGACCUCAGCUUCCAUCUACGACUCACCGGUCUUCAAGUACCGAGGUCUCCUGUUGGAUACCUCAAGGAACUUCUUUAGCAUUGCCUCCAUUAAGCGGACCAUCGAUGCCAUGAGUGCCAACAAGCUAAACACCUUCCACUGGCACCUUACUGACUCUCAUUCCUUCCCUCUCUACCUGAAGAGCCUACCUAACAUGGCCUACUACGGGGCCUACUCCUCUAGGCAAAUUUACCACCCGAAGGAAGUCAAGGAGGUGGUCCAGUAUGGUCGAGUACGGGGCAUCAGGGUACUGCCUGAGUUCGAUGCCCCUGCCCACGUUGGUAACGGUUGGCAGUGGACAGAGCAACAGGGAUUGGGCAAGUUGGCACUCUGCGUUAACAGGGAACCCUGGCAGUCUUACUGUGUUGAACCUCCGUGUGGCCAGUUGAACCUGGCCAACCCCAACAUCUACCUGGUACUUGGACAGAUAUACCAGGAGAUAGCCAAGCUCUUCACUCCUCUGGACCUCUUCCAUUAUGGUGGGGAUGAGGUUAACUUGAACUGCUGGAACACAACGACGGAGAUGACUCUGGAAAAGUCUAACAGCCGAAACCCUCGCGCUGAGUACUACCGUCAGUAGGUCUUCCAGGAGAAGUAG
Molecule: messenger RNA, 1185 nt
Organism: Cherax quadricarinatus
Lineage: Eukaryota; Metazoa; Arthropoda; Malacostraca; Decapoda; Parastacidae
Source: RefSeq, a predicted model, not a curated record